Messenger RNA from Cydia amplana, 728 nucleotides. RefSeq names its product lysM and putative peptidoglycan-binding domain-containing protein 2 (gene red). The record is from RefSeq and is a predicted model, not a curated record. The coding region runs from base 45 to 710 and encodes 221 amino acids. The transcript has 3 exons. Lineage: Eukaryota; Metazoa; Arthropoda; Insecta; Lepidoptera; Tortricidae.
GUCAGAAGAGCUGUCAUUUUUAACAAUUUAGAAUACGUCAAAAAAUGGAGGAGGAACGUCUUUUCGAUGAAAGGGUUUCAAUUAGGGAAUCAGCUCGACCCCUAAAAAAAUACGGUAGCACCUGCAACCACAUGAAAAGGCACGAAGAAUAUAUCAAACAUGUUAUGAGCAAAGGUGAUACGUUGCAAGGGAUAGCUCUAAAAUACGGUGUAACUACGGAGAAGAUAAGGAGAGCGAACCGUUUGUUCGCGUCGGACAGUUUAUUUUUGAGGGAAUAUCUGUUGAUUCCUGUGACCAAAGAUUCGCCUUUCUACGAGAGUGGUGAGCGGGUCACCGAGCCCGCGCCGCCGAAUCACCGCGCUUCGAUCGCGGGCAUGCCAACUCGAGACUUCUCACCGGGCAGUCCAGACGAGAAGAAGAGUUUCGACGAGUUUCUGAACAGGGUGGACUCAUCACUGGCUGAUAUCAAGAAACAUGUUGAGAAGACCAAGGAAAACAGUGAAUUCGUAAAGGAGCUUGAAGAUGGUUUCGUGCGGCAUCGGCCGACGGCGCGACUGCGACAGUCGGCGUCGCUCGGCGCGUCGAGCUCGUACAACGAGAUCAUCCCGCCGCCGUUGCCGCCGCCGCCGUCCAUGCUGACGCAGGGCCGCCGGGUCGACACGUCGCUCAAGAGGCUGGAGCGGACGCACGAGGACCUGUUCCAGUUGUAGCGGUCGAGACAGCGCAGG